CUAUAUCGUUCCCGUUCUGCUUGCGAUGAGAAAACUGCCCUGGGAACAGAAAAGACAGAAAGAGGGGCCGCAAAGGCCUGCCACCUCACGGCCAGUGAAGCCAACUGCAGCUGUGUGCGAUGCCGUGUGCUCCGAUUCUAUGAUCGUUGGAUCACACCACGACGACAAAUACAUCAUGGUCGAAGACGAACUGGUGGACAUUGUAGGCAUCGUUCUUCGGGAUACUCAUCGAUCCGAGUACCAGCGACAUGCAAUCGAACUUGCUGAUAUCAAGGGCAAAUCAAUCGAGCGGCCUACAGUCGAUGUACCAGCACAGAAGGAAGUGCUUGGACGAAGCACAUGCAACGACGAAGACGAAAGCGAAGAUGCAAAUGAGACACGGGUUUUGCUUGAUAUGCUGAGAAAACCCAUUGCUGAAAGGGAAGCUAGAAUCUGCAAUAGGCCGAGCGCGAUCAGAAAGCCAGUGGAUCCAGGCGAGCUUGAGGUAAAGACGUGUGCGUCUGCGAAACCGGGCAUACAGUGUCUUACGAAGCAGGACUGCACAAAUACUUCUCCGUCUACACGUCAGAGAAGAGGUACGAGCCCAGAAUCAGUGAGGAAGUCUCCAAGAGACUGGUCUAAUAUGGAUCGUCUGGCGACUGAGGCGACAGUCCGACAUAAUUCACAGAGGCAGCAACAAAUCUCAAGCGUCCAGACAGUGCCCAGAACGAGCAUGUCAAACGUUGCUCAAGAAACUGGGCCCGUGCAUCUCGCGGCACGGGCACAGGAAGCGCUGCCGGUUGGGUUAGGGACUGAUCAGGCAAACAAUGCAAAGCCACUUCGCAAUCAAUCUGCUGCAACACCAGGUCGGUAUGGCUUGACUUCUACGUGGAAACACGCGCCAAAGGCAUACGACAUCACUGCUUUUCUGUUCCGUGAUGCGCCCAGACUUCCCACUCCCUUGAAGCCGGGGAUCAAAAGGACGACGCCUGCAGUACCGGACAAAGACGAAGGGCAAGGGGGAGGGGAAAAGAAAAAGAAAAAGCGAUCGCUGCUGGACGAACUCUCGUGGCUAUCUUAAGGUUAUCGGGCUAUCGUCCUAAUAACUACUAUCACGUGAUGCAUACCAAGUAUGUCGCGCCACACCUGAAUUUCUUAGGUGCGCUCUCGCUCGAAGGCAAAAAAAAACUCCAAAGGCAAGAAAGAACUCCUCCUAUAACCUUUCCGGGCCUUGAUCCUUAGCGAAACCACCGUCGCCAUGUCUGU
This is a messenger RNA of Saitoella complicata NRRL Y-17804, 1245 nucleotides long. RefSeq lists its product as uncharacterized. NCBI's taxonomy places the organism in Eukaryota, Fungi, Ascomycota, Saitoellomycetes, Saitoellales, Saitoellaceae. The transcript has a single exon. Bases 26 to 1060 code for a protein of 344 amino acids. The record is from RefSeq and is a predicted model, not a curated record.